AUGUUUGUCUCCCGCGAACGCUUCCUGGCCCUGGCAGCAGCAGCUGCUUUGCAAUUUCCCACCUUGGUUGCGGCCCAAGACCUCAAGGAGCAAGUCUGGUCGAUUUUCGCAUACACACUUCACGGGGAUAGUAUCCCGAACGCUCUGCCUCGCCCAAGAGCGUUGACUCCCUACGGAGCGAGCGAAUUGUAUGCCGCAGGGUCCGCCUUUCGCGCCCGGUAUGUUGCCGUGCAUAGCGAGGGCAGUGACGUGAGCACAAGAAUACCGAGCCUGUCUCCGUAUGCACUAGAAGCCGAGGAGAUCUCUGUUCUUUCAAGUACCGAUCAGCCAGUUGUGGCAUCGGCCCAAGCUUUCAUGCAGGGACUGUAUCCGCCUCUCGACCAGGUUUACGACGGGGAAUACUAUGACCAUUCUUUCGAGCUCGCUAACGGGUCGCUGUCUACUGCUCCUUUGAACGGAUAUCAGUAUCCUCAAGUGAUCACUCUGGGCUCAGCAGAUCCUCGAUCGAUCAUUGUGGACGGCCAGGGUGAAUGUACUCUACACGAAGUCGCUGACUCGGAGUACCAAUUCAGUCCUGAGGUGCAGGAACUUACGCAAGAGUCGGAAGCAUUCUACGGCCGCUUGUACAGCCAAUCCUUGAGCGGAGUAUAUGACCUCUCCUCAGCCAAUUAUGCCAACGCCUUCUACAUAUCGGAGUUCCUCGAGUACGAGUUAUUGCACAACAAAACUUUGCUGUACCACCUGAAUCGAGAGGACAUCGAACUUGCGCGAUGGUAUGCCGAUCACUAUAUCUACGCAACGAACGGCAACGUAUCCUCGUCGGCACUCGGCCUAUCCAAUGACAUACGCACAAUUGCAGGGAGAACCUUGGCGUCGCAUGUUUUGGAAGCUUUCGACACCAAUAUCCAAUACCGGGGAGCCAACAGCAAGAUGAGCCUUGUUUUUGGUGGCUCGGAACCCGCUGUUGCUCUUGCUUCGCUCAUGCAGCUUGCCUCGUCGAGCCAGGAGAACUUCUACUCGCGUCCAGACCUCGGAGCGUCGCUUGUCUUCGAACUCUUUAGCCUCGAAGCUGAAGCAAACCCGACAUACCCUGAUCAGUCUCAGCUCUACGUGCGAUUUCUCCUGCGUAACGGAACAGGCACCUCCGCCGAUUUUCAAUCCUAUCCACUUUUUGGGCACGGUCCAAGUAAUGAUGCGAUUCCUUACUCCGAGUUCCACGCACAGAUGGAGAAAUUCUCGCUCAGUUCGAUCAAGCAGUGGUGCCUCGAAUGCGGAUCGUCGGCUGUGUUCUGCUCCGGAGUGAUGGGCAAGGCUAAGAAGACAUCUACCUCCGACAACAGGCUGAGCCCGGCUAUUGCGGGCGUCGUUGGAGCUGUGGUUACACUCGUGGCUCUAGCACUCGCUGCUAUACUUGUUUUCCUAGUGUGUGGGCUCCGCAUGAGACGUAUGCGCAGAUCAAGCGCUGGAGGGUUCAAGGGUAGUAGCAAGAUGGCAAGCGACGCUGACCUUACCUUGAAACAUCCUACGCGUGAGGAUGUUAAGUCAGCUGAGAGCCCAAACGAUGAGAGAUUUGGAGUUGGAGGAGCAGUUGUCUGUGGCCAUGAGCGGACCGAAAGCUGGGAGAUGAGGCCGCAACAUAUGGACACGCGGUCUACUCUGGCUGGUGGUCGGACGACUGCAUCUCCCUCUGAAGACGAACAUGACGAUAUCUGGAAAACUCACAGCGUUUUCAAGCCGGUCAAGGCUCGGGAACAUGUUUGA
Molecule: messenger RNA, 1761 nt
Organism: Aspergillus thermomutatus
Lineage: Eukaryota; Fungi; Ascomycota; Eurotiomycetes; Eurotiales; Aspergillaceae
Exons: 1
Coding region: 1-1761 (586 amino acids)
Biological process (GO): dephosphorylation
Molecular function (GO): phosphatase activity
Source: RefSeq, a predicted model, not a curated record